AUGUCUGCUCUGAGUGCAAUUUCACUGUGGCCUCAAAAGCUCUUCUGGUGCCAGCCAACCCCAAGAAAACGCUAUAUAUCCUGUUGUAUGUCUACCCCUUCACUUACAAAAGGUUCACAUGCGACCAUAGUACCUCGUCGACAACUGUCUGGAAGAAAAGAAGGAGCUGGAAAGAGUAUGGAGGAUUCAGUUAAACGCAAAAUGGAGCAAUUUUAUGAAGGCCCUGAUGGGCCACCAUUGCGUAUACUGCCAAUCGGUGGUUUAGGAGAAAUCGGGAUGAAUUGCAUGCUAUUAGGGAAUUAUGACCGAUACAUUUUGAUCGAUGCUGGUGUAAUGUUUCCAGAUCACGAUGAACUUGGUGUCCAGAAGAUUAUACCUGAUACCACUUUUAUCAAGAAAUGGAGCCACAAAAUCGAAGCUGUUAUUAUCACUCAUGGGCAUGAAGACCACAUUGGUGCGUUGCCUUGGGUCAUCCCGGCCUUGGAUUCACAGACACCAAUAUAUGCUUCAUCAUUUACAAUGGAGCUUAUUAAGAAGCGCCUGAAGGAGUUUGGUAUCUUUGUACCAUCUAGACUAAAGGUAUUUAAAACACGGAGGAGAUUUGAUGCCGGUCCUUUUGAAGUUGAACCGAUUAGGGUUACACAUUCUAUUCCAGAUUGUUCUGGGUUGGUUUUCCGGUGUGCUGACGGUACUAUUCUUCACACAGGAGAUUGGAAGAUAGAUGAGUCACCAUUGGAUGGGAAUGUUUUUGAUCGUGAGGCUCUAGAAGAACUUUCAAAAGAAGGAGUGACGUUGAUGAUGAGUGACUCAACAAAUGUACUUUCCCCUGGAAGGACAUUGAGUGAGACAGUCGUGGCAGAUUCAUUAUUAAGACAUAUUUCAGCUGCCAAAGGAAGGGUUAUCACUACCCAGUUUGCUUCAAAUAUACAUCGACUUGGUAGUGUAAAAUCUGCAGCAGAUCUGACUGGAAGGAAGUUGGUAUUUGUUGGUAUGUCCUUGAGAAGUUACCUUGAUGCAGCAUGGAAAGAUGGAAAGGCACCUAUUGACCCUUCUACUCUGGUGAAAGUGGAAGAUAUUGAUGCUUAUGCCCCAAAAGACUUGCUAAUUGUCACCACUGGUUCUCAAGCUGAACCACGUGCUGCACUAAAUCUUGCAUCCUAUGGAAGUAGUUAUUCUCUCAAGCUGAACAAAGAAGAUCUUAUUUUAUAUUCUGCUAAGGUAAUUCCAGGUAAUGAAAAGAGAGUCAUGAAGAUGCUUAAUCGUGUAUCAGAAAUUGGAUCAACUGUAGUUAUUGGGAAGAAUGAACUACUGCACACAUCUGGUCAUGCCCAUCGUGAAGAAUUGGACGAAGUGCUUAAAAUUGUUAAACCACAACACUUCCUACCUAUUCAUGGGGAACUCCUGUUCUUGAAAGAGCAUGAAUUGUUGGGAAAGUCAACCGGCAUUCGCCAUACUACAGUUAUAAAGAACGGGGAGAUGCUGGGGGUAUCUCAUUUACGUAACAGAAGAGUUCUAUCUAAUGGUUUCAUUGCCCUUGGCAAAGAAAAUUUGCAGUUGAUGUAUAGUGAUGGUGACAAAGCAUUCGGCACGGGAUCUGAACUUUGUAUUGAUGAGAGGAUGAGAAUUGCAUCAGAAGGCAUUAUAGUGGUUUGCAUGGAAAUCAUGCGCCCUCAAGCUGCAGAUGGUUCAGUCGAUGCGGCUUUGAAAGGAAAAAUAAGAAUUACCACAAGGUGCUUAUGGCUUGAUAAAAGAAAACUUCUGGAUGCACUUCAUAAGGCUGCACAUGCUGCAUUGUCAAGCUGCCCAAUAUCUUGCCCUCUGGCUCACAUGGAAAGAACUGUUUCUGAAGUUUUAAGAAAAAUGGUAAGGAAGUAUAGCAGCAGAAGACCAGAAGUCAUAGCUAUUGCUAUCGAGAAUCCGGCUGCAGUUCUUGCCGAUGAGAUCAAUGGGAAACUGUCCGGAAAGUCGCAUAUUAAUUCUGGUAUCUUAGCAUUGAGGAGAGCAGUUAAUGAGAAAAGAAGAAAACCAAUUAAGAUACCAGAGGAAAAUGACUCUGGUCUUGCAAUUAACAAAAGAAUGUCAGAAAAAGAAUUAGAAGUCCCACACGAGGAAGGAGUUGUAUUGCAUUCGAAAUUGGCAGAGAGGGGUGUUGAUGUUGAUGAAUCUGUUGGUUUCUGGACGUCAUUUUUAUCCUCGCCAGUUUCCAAUCAACAAGAGGAUAACAAUGAUUUGGUUCGAGAGAGCGGUAAAGAAGACAUGAUUGAACUCAACCACAAUGUUUCAAAAUCUCAACUAAAAACUUCCACCUCUUCGAAAAGGAAUAAAUGGAAACCUGAAGAGGUGAAGAAGCUGAUUAAAAUGCGCGGGGAACUUCACAGCAGAUUCCAAGUUCUCAAAGGUCGAAUGGCUCUCUGGGAAGAGAUAUCUUCGAGUUUAUUGUCGGAUGGAAUCAGUAGAAGUGCUGGGCAGUGCAAAUCCCUUUGGGCAUCCUUAGUUCAGAAAUAUGAGGAAAGUAAGGGUGAUCAAAAAGCCCAAAAGAGCUGGCCGUAUUAUGGCGAUUUGGACAGUAUUUUGUCAGAUUUGGAAGCUAAUGUGCCCAAAUGA
Molecule: messenger RNA, 2604 nt
Organism: Striga hermonthica
Lineage: Eukaryota; Viridiplantae; Streptophyta; Magnoliopsida; Lamiales; Orobanchaceae
Source: the annotation of a GenBank genome assembly